UAACGCCCUUCCACCCCAUUGAACAUCCUAAUUCCCUCACACACAAAAGAAAAAAGAAAAAAAAAAAACUUGAACACCCAAAUUUGGCGUUCGUACGACCGAAAGAUUCCUCUUCCAUGGACUCAGCCGAAGAUAUUUUCGAUUCAUCGCUAAAUCUAGAAGAAACCCAUUAUCAAGAAGGUUACGAAGAAGGCUACAAACACGGCAUAGCAACCGGUAAAGAAGAGGCAAGGCACGUGGGUCUUAAAACGGGCUUCGAAACAGGCGAAGAGCUCGGUUUCUACAGGGGCUGCGUCGAUGUGUGGAGCUCCGCCAUCCAAAUCGACCCGACUCGGUUUUCCACUCGGGUCCAAAAGGGUAUAAAGCAAAUGGGGGAAUUGAUCGAAAAAUACCCAGUUGUGGAUCCGGAGAAUGAAAGCGUCCAAGAAAUAAUGGAAGCUUUGAGGCUUAAGUUUAGGGUUAUCCGUGCAGCUUUGGGUGUUAAAUUGGAAUAUGAUGGGAACCCAAAACCCAAGGACAUCGAAUUUUGAUUUGACAUAUUAUUUAGGUAUUGUAAUUGCCACGUAUCAAAUGUUCUUGGGUUUUUGCUUUUUGUAUAAGGAUUGCGUAACAAAUUUUUUGUUGAAUCUCAAAGCCAAUUAUCUAAGCAGCCGUAUUUUUUUCUGUAUAAGGGAAGAGGAGUAAUUAACCUUGGCAAAUAUACACCAAUAAUGUCGUUAAGCAGCUGUA
Theobroma umbraticum is the source of this 729-nucleotide messenger RNA. RefSeq lists its product as uncharacterized. The record is from RefSeq and is a predicted model, not a curated record. NCBI's taxonomy places the organism in Eukaryota, Viridiplantae, Streptophyta, Magnoliopsida, Malvales, Malvaceae.